Molecule: messenger RNA, 3495 nt
Organism: Pochonia chlamydosporia 170
Lineage: Eukaryota; Fungi; Ascomycota; Sordariomycetes; Hypocreales; Clavicipitaceae
Product: DNA repair transcription protein
Exons: 6
Coding region: 1-3495 (1164 amino acids)
Biological process (GO): iron-sulfur cluster assembly
Cellular component (GO): cytosolic [4Fe-4S] assembly targeting complex
Source: RefSeq, a predicted model, not a curated record
AUGGCUGAUUUCCGGCAGCUCGCCCUCGACUUCGUUCUCGAGGACAAUAAGACGAAAUCAGUUAGCAUCGCCCAGAAAGCUGCCAAGGAGAUCGAAGCAUCUGCCCCAACUUCAAAUCCAGUUGCGCGAUGGGUCGAGUCCGUCCAACCCUGGAUGCCCGGCAACAACGAUGAUGACUUGAUGCGGGAUGCUGCUGACACACCAGACUGGUCUGCGAGAUCAAAAGCUUUGGAGUUCUUGUCCAUGACGUUGUCUUACCUCAACCCCGAUGUCCUCAAACCUAGCCAAGUCAAUCUUUUAGUCACCUUCUUCGGAGCCAUGUUUGAUGUCGACCAUAAAGCCGGCAUCCUUCCUUCAGCAACCGCAUUGUCACGAAUCAUUACGAUGAAGUCGUUCCACCCAAACAGCGGCAAGGAUAUAAUUCAAAAGGUCUGCGCGCUGAAGGACGAUUUCCCCAGACAGCUAUCGAAGACGCGGCUCGCCGUUUAUGAGCUACUGAGGUCUCUGAUUUCCAACAAAGAAGUUGCCAUAUCCUUGAAACAGCGUGAUGGCGAUGAUGCAGCAUUUAUGAAGGAGCUUCUGCACCUAUGCCAGAUCGAGAGGGAUCCAGAUUGCUUAAUAAUUUGGUUUGACGUCCUGAGGCUCUUUUUGUCGAGGUUUUCGUCAUCAAAAGAAACCUUGGAAGAGGUGUACGGGGCAUUCAAGGCAUACUUUCCUAUCACGUUGCCUCGCACUGCACAGAGUGGUGUGACGCCAGAGGAACUAAAGUUACAGCUCCGGAAGUGCUUUUCGUCAAGCGACAGCCUCGCCUACCUGGCCCUGCCCUUUUUAAUUGGCAAACUGGACCAAGGAGACGGCGUUACGGUCAAUGUAAAGGUUGAUGUCUUGCGAACAAUAAGAGCGUGUCUAGAAGAAUAUCGAGAUUCAAAAGAAGCAAUUAUACCUUACACAAAUAGAAUAUGGACCAGCCUGAAAUAUGAAGUUAGGAAUGGGGAAAUCGAGGAUACGAUUUGGGCGACGCUCGAGGUCCUGAAGACUCUGGCUACGCGAUUGACCGGAGACGACCUGCGAGACUACACAUUGACAGUCACUAGAGAUUGUGUGGCUGAUUUGGCAACGCCCAUGUAUACCACCGCAGCCGGUCGAUUGCUUGUUAGUGUACUCAGUGCCAAUCCUAGCACCUUUGUUCUUAUGGUUGCGCCGAUAAUCACGCACAUCAAGGAGAACUUGCGCCACCCUAAGUCGCCAACUCAUAGCCAAGAUCUUCUCAAAAUUUUGCGAAUCGUUUUGGAAACUAGAUUGCUCCUCACAGGUGUGGAGAUGUCGGAACAAGAGAGGAACGACUUUGCGGCGGUGGAUGGUGUCUUCAAGACUCUGUAUUCUGAUGUCUACAAAAGCCCUUUGGAACUGUCGAAGAAAUCUGAUGCAUCAGACGAAGACUUCAAACUCUCGACAGAGGCGGCCCAAGGUGUUGGGGCCCUUGCAGGACAAAAGGAAGUACAAUCCUUGGCACCCAGCAUCUCAGAUGCGAAGUUGCUGCUUCCUGCAUCAACAUGCUCUGAGAGCUGUGAGACGCUAUUUGACAUAACUACAAUACACUGGAAUGAAAGGGCCAGGAGAAUGGGUGCUGAUGAUUUAGUGAACGAAUCAACAAAGGCACUACAACGAAUCAUCCAGGCAUAUCCAGAAGGAUUUCAGUCGUUGAUUUCCAAAGGCUCCUCUAUUCUUCGACACUCUGUCACCGAUUUCACCCACGAUUCUCUAGACACCAUCCAAUCACUUGGUCCCCUGUUGGCAUAUGUUGGUUGCUCCACGCUCUCGGAAAAUUUGACCCAGUCUCUGGCACAAUAUAUCCAAACAAUGAUGGCUAUAGAGCUGGAACUUUUGGCAGCCAUUGAUCAAGCAGCUAGCCCAAGAUUAUGGUGUGCCUUGAUUGCGGGAAUCCACUCAGCUGUGCGAUAUUUCAACGACGCCUGCUUGGAACGGGACGCAAAGGCUGGUGCAGUGGACGGAUUAUUAUCUCUGGACACCAUCACUGUCAAAUAUCCACAGCUGUCCUCUGAGAAUGUUUCAAGCGAGGCCGACUCAUCAUCUAGUCGGCCUAGUCUAAGUUCUGUCAGUGAAGCUCGAAGCGACGCUUUACUGAUUGGCCUGCAUAUUACCGGCUCGCUAUAUAGACGGACGACCAAAACAGCUGAAACAGGAAGCUACCUUGCGUUAAGUGACGACUUCAAGAACUCAGAACCCCAACAUGAACGCAGGUAUCUUUACCUGUUGUCGGAACUUGCUGGCUUCAUUGUUCACGAGCUCAGUGAAUCUCAACAGGCGUCACUGGAGGUCGAGAAGUACGCCUUGAAUCUGUUCCGAGAAGAAGAGAUCAAGCUAUCCGAAUCCUCAUCUUGGAGUUGGCUCACACGCGGGGAUUUGAGCGUGCUGUCACUCGGAGUAUUGGAGGCCGUCAGACCGACCAGAAUAGCCAGACUUUACGAAUCUGGCGUAGCGCAGCAAAUUUUGGCAGAAGGUACAGCUCCUGGUGACUCCGUUACCGACAUCACCUCAAGGCCCGUAAAGAGAUCUAUCCUUUCCGUCCUCGCGAACAAGCACAAUAUCGAGACUCUCGACCCCAUCAUGACAAACGUGGAGGCUAGUUUGCAAGAUUCUCUCCAAAAGAUCAAGUCAAGCAGCAGCGACGACUUCUCAGUGGCAAACUUGGAAACUAGCUUCUCCAUUUUCUCCUUGAUUGGCGGGCUCUUAAGGCGAUAUAGUGGUAGCAAAGUCCAACCGCUGAUCCAGGUCUUGCGUACCGUCCCCAACGAUGCCCGAUUCGGAUACCAACUCGCCCGAGGGCUUGAGAUCAUCGUUGCCCCUCAAAGAUAUCUCACGAAGGAAAAUUAUGCCGUGGUCAGACUCCUUUGGUUGCAGAAAGUCUACGUCGAGCUCAUCAAACCAAUGCUAGAAGUCGCACUAGGCAAUGACGCCAGCAUCACUGAUCCGGUAAUCAAGACCAACUACAGCUUGGCAGUGUUACUAAUGGUGAAACACCUAAACUUUUCAAUCUACGAACAGGACGCAGAUAAGAUUCUACGCAUCGCCAUCGCUAUUGCGCAGAAUCUUGGGACCGGAUCAGACGGCAUGGCAGCUCUGCAAGUUAUUAAGAACAUUCUUGUGGAGGCGUCAGAACAAGCGCAAGACCACAUCCGUAGUUUGGUCAAGAUAUGUACGGGUUUCUUCACAAACAGGGGCCAAUCUUCAAGUAGGCCUGAUUGGUUGCCUGCAGAAUAUGGAGCCGUAGUUGCGACGUUGGAGGUGCAGGCCGGUUGUGGUAAGAUAGCAUUGGAAAUCGUGGGUGGCCUACCGCGAAUGUUUGAGCCUCGAUAUCUACUGGCGUAUGAACCACAAGUUCAGCGCGAUUUGUCGACUGCGUGUGGACAUCGGGUGCGUGAGUUGAGAAGCACAGCUAGGUUGGCUCGUGGUGCAUGGGCGGAUGUGAAAUAG